Messenger RNA from Vitis riparia (riverbank grape), 2160 nucleotides. RefSeq names its product cytokinin dehydrogenase 5. The record is from RefSeq and is a predicted model, not a curated record. Bases 461 to 2035 code for a protein of 524 amino acids. Gene Ontology annotation, molecular function: FAD binding; cytokinin dehydrogenase activity. Gene Ontology annotation, biological process: cytokinin metabolic process. NCBI's taxonomy places the organism in Eukaryota, Viridiplantae, Streptophyta, Magnoliopsida, Vitales, Vitaceae. The transcript is spliced from 5 exons.
GGAGGAGAGAGUCAGUGUUAUGGUGUAUUCUCUGUAUUCCCGUGUGUUUUGUGUGUGUGUGCGCAUAUAGAUAACAAGAAGAGAUAGAAAGUCAUCUCCUGUUCUCCUUCUCUCCUUUGCUCCCUCUCCUCCAUUCCUCUUGCUCUCCAUUUUUAUCUGAUAAUGUGAAAAAAGCAGAGGGAGAGAAGAAGCGAAUCUGUGCAUGUUGCGUGGAAAAUCUUUAAAGCGCAAUCCGGCUUACGUUUGCUCCACGACUCCCCACGACGCUGCCACAAGAUUUUGUUCCCUUCCCACCACCACCCACACCCAAAUUCCGUCCGCCCGGUGUGCGCAGUUUUCUUAUCCUUCACCUUCCAUUUCCCUAUAAAUUUCUCUCCAACAGCUACACUUCACACAGCCUAAUCCUUAAUAAAAAAGAAAAAAAUACACAAACCAAAGAAGCAGAGGAGAAAGGAAACACAUGGCGCCGAAGCUUCUGCUGACGUUUGUUAUAUACCGUUUAAUCUCCACCGUCGGGUUGACCUUAGACCCCACCGACCUCCUUCGACUAGAAGUCGACGGUCACUUGAGCGUCGACCCCUCCGACGUGAAAACGGCUUCCGUGGACUUCGGAAUGAUGAACCGAGCGGAGCCAUUGGCGGUUCUUCACCCGAGUUCCGCGGAGGAUGUAGCUCGACUCGUCGGAGCGGCUUACGGGUCGGCUCAUGGGUUGAGUGUGUCGGCGAGAGGGCAUGGGCAUUCCAUUAAUGGGCAGGCGCAGACAAGUAGCGGAGUGGUGAUUGAGAUGAGUGCGUCAAAGGGUGUGAGGCAGUGGGGUUUGCCUCGUGUUUCAGAGCAGUCGAGGUAUGUGGACGCGUGGGGUGGAGAGCUGUGGAUAGAUGUGCUGAAGACCACACUAGAGCACGGGCUUGCACCAAAAUCAUGGACUGAUUACCUGUAUCUCUCCGUGGGUGGAACCCUUUCGAAUGCUGGGAUUAGCGGACAAGCUUUCAAUCAUGGACCGCAGAUUAGCAAUGUCUAUGAACUUGAUGUUGUCACAGGCAAAGGCGAGCUCUUGACAUGCUCAGAAGAACAAAACUCAGAACUUUUCCAUGCUGUUCUAGGUGGUCUGGGGCAAUUUGGGAUUAUCACCAGAGCAAGAAUUGGUCUGGAACCAGCUCCUCAGAGGGUGAGGUGGAUCCGAGUACUGUACUCCAAUUUUUCGACAUUUACCAAGGACCAAGAGUAUCUCAUAUCCCUGCAUGGACAGCCACCCAACCAGAAAUUCGACUAUGUUGAGGGCUUUGUUAUAGUUGAUGAAGGCCUUAUCAACAACUGGAGGUCCUCCUUUUUCUCCCCUCGCAACCCUGUUAAAAUCUCCUCUUUUGGAACUAACGGGGGUGUGCUCUACUGCUUAGAGAUCACCAAGAACUACCAUGAAUCCACUGCCGAUACUAUUGACCAGGAUGUAGAGGCUCUGCUGAAGAGACUAGAUUUUAUUCCAUCAUCGGUCUUCACAACGGAUCUUCCAUAUGUGGAUUUCCUGGACCGGGUUCACAAGGCGGAGCUCAAGCUCCGGUCGAAGGGUUUGUGGGACGUGCCGCACCCUUGGCUCAACCUUUUUGUCCCCAGAUCAAGGAUUGCUGACUUCGAUGAAGGCGUAUUCAAGGGCAUUUUGGGGAAUAAGACAAGUGGCCCCAUCCUCAUCUACCCUAUGAACAAAAACAAGUGGGACGACCGCACAUCGGUGGUUACGCCAGAGGAGGACGUGUUUUACCUUGUGGCGCUGCUGCGGUCAGCUUUGGAUUCCGGAGACGAGGCCCAGAGUUUGGAGUAUCUCAGCAAUCAGAACCGUCAGAUCCUCAGAUUCUGUGACGAUGCUGGGAUCAAGGUGAAGCAGUAUCUGCCUCACUACACCACGCAAGAGGACUGGGUGGACCACUUUGGUGAUGACAAGUGGACUUUGUUUUCCAAGAGAAAGAUGGACUUCGACCCCCGGCGUAUUCUAGCCACCGGCCAGCGCAUUUUUAAACCCAUGGCGGCUUCUGCUUGGUGAAUCAAUCACCCUCGCCCCAUCCUUAUACUACUCCUGACUUUUGAAAUGUUUUUAAUUUUGUACAUAAACCUAAAAAGAAAUGCAAUUAGUGUGAAUUAAAAUAGAAAUAUUUUGGGGUUUCCUUU